CUGGAGGAGCCGGAGCCUGGAGCCGGCUGGGGCCUCCUCUGCGCCCCGGCCCCCUCCCCCGGCAGCCCCCGAGCCGAUGCCCUUGGCGGGUGGAAGAUGCAUCAUGGAAUGAGCCCGAGCAGCCGCGGGGACCCGCUCCCGGAGUCACCGCCGCCGCCGCCGCGGCUGCCCGUGCUGGUGCUGUGCCUGCAGCUGGCGCUCUGCUUCGGCCCCGCGCAGAUCACGGGCGGGUUCGAGGACCUCCAUGCUUGUGCUGAUCCAGGAAUCCCUGAACAUGGAUACAAGACACCCAGUUCUGGCAUUUUCUUUGAAAGUUCUGGAGUCCGAUUUCACUGCCAAGAAGGAUAUAGACUUGAUGGUCCUUCAAAAAAACUGUGUGAGAGACAUUUUAAUGGCUCCCUGAGCUGGAGACCAAGUGAUAUACCUGUGUGCCUACGAGGUGUCACAGAUUGCCUUGUUCCACAUGUUGAAGAUGCAGAGAUUCAUAACAAGACAUACAGGACUGGAGAUCAGUUAAUAAUCAGCUGUCAUGAAGGAUUCCAGAUCCGUUACCCUGACUUAGACAACACGGUUUCAGUAUGUCAAGACGAUGGAACAUGGGAUAAUCUGCCCAUUUGCCAAGGUUGCCUGAGACCAUUGGUUCUUCCUCAUAGUUACAUUAAUAUAUCUGAGUUCGAGUCCUCCUUUCCAGUAGGAACUGUGGUAUAUUAUCAAUGCUUUCCUGGAUAUAAACUAGAAGGGGCAGAGUUCCUUGAGUGCACGUAUAACCUUAUCUGGUCAGGUAGCCCACCUAGGUGCCUUGACGUGGAAGUUUGUCCACUACCUCCGAUGGUGACUCAUGGAGACUAUAUAUGCCAUCCGCGGCCUUGUGAACGUUACAACCAUGGAACUGUGGUUGAGUUCUAUUGUGAUCCUGGUUACAGUCUCACCAAUGAUUACAAAUACAUCACCUGCCAGUCUGGAGAAUGGUUUCCCUCAUAUCAAGUAUACUGUGUCAAAACAGAGCAAACAUGGCCAAAUACACAGGAAACCCUCUUGACUACAUGGAAAAUAGUUGCAUUUACUGCUACCAGUGUUUUAUUAGUGCUUCUGUUGGUUAUUCUAGCCAGGAUGUUCCAGACCAAAUUUAAGGCACAUUUCCUUCCAAGAGGUGCACAGGAGAGUUCCACCAGUGACCCUGACUUCGUGGUAGUGAACGGUGUUCCUGUCAUGUUACCUUCCUACGACGAAGCUGUGAGCAGUGGUUUGGACAGCUUGGCCCCAGGAUACUACUCAUCUUCUUCCGGGCAGGGGCAUGUUUUGCAGACGGAAGAUCAGAACCCUCCUGCUUAUCCAGGCACAGCAGAUGCACAUACAUUGCCUAGUGAAUUUGAAACCUGUGACAGCAUAUCAGGCUCCUCUGAACUUCUCCAAAGUUUAUAUUCAUCUUCUGUGUGCCAAAUGGGAGUGCACCCUGUUUCAGAUAGAACUGAUGUGAUCAAUAGUGCCACCGGGGAGGCUGCAUCCUCAAGUCCAAGUAUCGAUAUUGCAGAUGAAAUUCCAUUGAUGGAAGAGGACCCUUAACCUGCACAGGAUUUGCUCCUGAUGUGAUCACACUUUGGGGGAAAUGAAUCCCACACGUGUAUGCAAACACACACACACACGUGUGUGUGUGUAUGUAUGUAUACAUAUAAAGACUGUUUAAUGAUUUGGGGGAGGGUAUUUUUCCUUCAUAUGAAUCUUCCACAUGAUGAUGCCACCUGAUUGUGUGCACAUCUUAAUCUACAGUGAGGUUAACAGUGUCAGCAAUUCACAAGCAGCUUUAUAAAAUGAAUCCUGGGGAUUUGAUGAGACCAGACACAGAAAGAGCUAUGGAGUUUGGAAUUGAAAUGGAUGAACCUCUGCAUCUCAGCAAGUCAUAUGUCUCUGUAGAAACACCAUUGGAUUUUAAUACUAACUGCCUCAUGAAAGCAUGUCACAUUACAUAUAUUUGCUUAGAAAGGCUACUUUAACUCUCUGCAGACCCAGUUUAUGAAGCUUUAUAAGUUUUGUUUUGUUUUGUUUUUUUAAUAGUGUGGAAAUCCAAACAAAAAAAGGGGAAAGAUCCCCUUUGAUUUUCCUAUAUUAACCAGGUUUAUAAGAGGAAGCUUUGGAUUUAAUUCUUGGUUCUUGGUGACUUUAUUCCUGAUCAUGACUGCAGAAAACAUAACAGCAAAGAUAGGACUCAGUGACUUUGACAGUGUGAUAAUGAAGAAUAUCUCUCUCUCUAUAUAUAAACUGUUGAAAGAAGAAAAAUAAAACAAAAGAAAGAGACAGGCUCCAGUUCAGAUAACGAUCUGAUAUUUUUUUUUAAAAAAAAGUAAAUUAGAAUUUAUAUCAUAUAUAACAUUCAAGGUAAAGUAUGACUAUUUGUAUUUAUGCAACACUUCUGUGGUUAUAUUGCAUUUGAUAAAUCCUGUUAUACAAAGAAUAAUAUAGGACAUUUUAAAAUAAAAAAAUAAUGGUCUGGGAAAUGUUGAAAUACUGCCCUCUUUUCAACAUUUCUGACAUCAUCCCUUACAAGUCUAAAUAGUGGAGUAGUCUACAGUCAUAGCCCAAAGCACUGCAGUAUCCUUACUUUGUAUGGUAGCGUUCUGGGCUAUUACUGUAGAAUACCAGACUACUUUUUAAUAAAAUAAAGGAUACUUCAGCACAGUAUUUCAGUGCUUUUCUCAGCCACCAUCCUGCCUCCAACUGACCUUUGAAGAGCUUGUUCCUAACCAAAUGCUCUGCUACCUUUUUAGCUUCCAUGUGGUAGAAGUUGAAAGGAAGCAACAAGGCACUCUCAGCUUAAAUGCACAUAUAUGGAUACAAAUAGACAAGAGGUAUAGCUUAAAAAUUCAUUGUGCACGCAACAAUGCUGAAACAGGAUGGCUUCCUUUAAGAGCGUGGCACACAGGCCUGUCAUGCUGCUUGUGGCUCUUCACUUCUCUGUUUGGAGCUGGAGCACUGCCUAAUCCUCUCAGACAAAUCCUGUGUUAAUGUUACACUCUUACAGUAGGAUGGGAUAGACGUUACUUGUCAGGAAUGUUCCUCACUGUUUCACCUGGCUUUGAAUACUGAGCAAAUUUUCCAUCUCAUUUCUUUGGUAUUGUGCGAAUGAACUAUACAAAUGUGUUAAAUUUACAGUUUGUUAAGCAAUAACUAACCAUUAUCUCAGAUGAUACAGAUUGUCCUUUUCUGUGGGCUAAUUCAAACAAAAUAAGAAAUGUGGGGACAGCUUUUGAUUCCAGCUACUGGAGUAAAAGGCAUGUUUCUUUUGAUAUCAACAAUGUCACCUUGGAUUGCUGGUUUUUAUAAUAUUUAUUUGCAUUGUGAUAGUGUCCUGAGGCCCCCAUUCAUAGAUCUGGGCUCUGUUGCAUUAGGUACAGUACACACCAAUAAGAAAGAGAUUGGCUCUGCCCUGAAGAGUUCAUGAUCUAAGAUUAUGCCAUGACAUACAAGUGGAUUCAAGGAACAGCCAGAUGUAACACAAUUUAAUAAUGCAAGAAUUUUUGUUCUAAUCUCAGUUACUCCAUGUGCUUCAUUAUUUUCUAUAAUUAGCAUAACUGAGAUCAGAAUAUAGAGCAUGAUAUUGAAAGGUAAGACACAUGCAGUACUAUCUUGCAUUGUUGCUUAAAAGUGACCUGUAAAUUGUUUUGAUAAAGUUCCUUCAGUUGCUUCAUACCUGUGAGAUUUCCCCCAUAGUCAAUCCCGUAUAGAUAUUCAGUAUAUAAUUAGCUUAAAUAUUUCUUCCCCCACCUCACACUAGGUCUCGUUAUAUUGAGUUGUGUUUGUGUUGCCAGUUCCUGGUCCAGUUUGUCAACUGAGCGUUCAUUAUUUGAUGUGAUACCAACCAUGGAAGACCUGUGGUGCAUAGGAUCAGUUAAGUGAUUUGCAUUUUAAAAUAUUAUUGCACAAAUUCACAAAAUAUUAAACAUAUUCCAAUUACCCUGUAAAAUAUAGUAACAUUUGUACUCACUGCUGUCCACAGUCUUGUGGGUUAACAGGCUGUGAAAUCUGAGUCCUUGUGAAAUUUCACAUCUCCUCUAUGUUUAUUUCUGCUUGGCUAAUGUGUGUCUAGCCACUCUGACGUUUACCUUGCUGUGCACGUUGCAUUGCAGUCAAUCUACCUAGAUGGCCAAAAUGGGCAUCUCAAAAUGGGUAGUUUAUGAAAUGUGUAUGGAGAGUCGCGAUUUAUUUGGCCAUUCUUUUUUCUGUAGAAUUGCAGAAUUAAGAAGAAUGCAUCAAAACAUGCAUAAGUGAAAGUUGCCUAUUUGUCUAUAGGCAACCAUGUAGGAGUAUUAUGCUGUAUUAAAUGUGAUCUGCAGAGGAAA
Molecule: messenger RNA, 4334 nt
Organism: Gavialis gangeticus (Gharial)
Lineage: Eukaryota; Metazoa; Chordata; Crocodylia; Gavialidae
Gene: SUSD4
Product: sushi domain containing 4
Exons: 9
Coding region: 97-1563 (488 amino acids)
Biological process (GO): negative regulation of complement activation, classical pathway; negative regulation of complement activation, alternative pathway
Source: RefSeq, a predicted model, not a curated record